This is a messenger RNA of Condylostylus longicornis, 4987 nucleotides long. It is a transcript of the gene ssp3, whose product is annotated as S phase cyclin A-associated protein in the endoplasmic reticulum. The transcript has a single exon. Lineage: Eukaryota; Metazoa; Arthropoda; Insecta; Diptera; Dolichopodidae. The record is from RefSeq and is a predicted model, not a curated record. Bases 218 to 4915 code for a protein of 1565 amino acids.
AAUUAUUUAAUUCGAAGACAAGGAAUUUAAAUCAAGAAACAGACUAUUUUUGUAUUCAGUAAACAAGAAAUUUGGAUACAAUUAUUUUUAAAAUUUUUAAUUUCCAAUAUUUAAUUGCAAAUGAAACAUCUGUUAAUAUCACAAAGCGAGGAAACAUUCUAUUUUAAAAUUACGGAGAUUUUUAUUUAAAAACACUCAAUAAAACUUGGUUUAACUAAUGUCAUUUUUGUCUAAGUCUUCUGAAUCAUCAAUUGCUAAAAAGCCUCCCGUUUUUCCAAAGGUUCGACCAAAUUUAUAUCCUGGAAAAAGCAAAAAUGACAGUAACUCAAAAGGAUCAAAUAGAAGAGUUAGAAGUGCAUCUACAGGUCGAGAUAAAAAAUCAGAAAUUCAAGCCAGAUAUUGGGCAUUUCUAUUUGGAAAUCUUCAAAGAGCUAUUAAUGAAAUCUAUGAAACUGUGGAAUGUUAUGAAAAUAUGUCUUCUUGUCAAGAAACUAUUUUAGUAUUGGAAAACUAUAUUAGGGAUUUUAAGGCUUUGGCAGAGUGGUUUCGUGUUUCAUGGGACUAUGAAUCUACACCAUUACCGCAGCGCCCAAAUUCACUUGCCUGGGAAAUUAGAAAAAGUAAUCCAGUUCCCAGAGUACAUAAAAGUUUUUCAAGUCCCUUAACAUCUGGGAAAUCUAGUCCAAAUUUUUCUGGUAAAAGCAGCCCCAGUUCUGCUGUUGAAGACAGCAAACCUUCUCCUAAAAAGUUCUAUUGUUAUGAAUCAACUUCUAAAAAUUCAACAGUUGGUAAAUUAAAUAUCAAGGAAUUAUUUAGCAAUAAAGGAAUAACGAAAGAAAUAGUGAGAGAACAAAAUGAAAUUCAAUAUGAGAGUAAUAGAAACUUGGAAGAUGCUGAAAGCCCUAAAGAGCAAUUGAAUUAUGAAUUUGGUUGUGAAAAUAAAGAUUUAUCCGUUCAAGUAGUUGAAAACGAAUUGUGUAAUAAGUUUGAUAAAUGUGAUAAUAGUACUCAAACAGAUUUAGAAGAUGAAAAUUUAACAUUAGCUGAAAUAAGAGAAAAACUACAAUCAAUGAAUAAAGAGAUUAAUCAUAAUCAAAAUAAAAGUCCAAUUUUACCUAGAUCAAUAAAUAUGGAUCUGAAAAACAAGAUUGCAGAGACUCAGGAAAAAACAGAAAAUACAAACAAAAUCGAAAAGAAAUCUGAAAACGUUACAACAAAAACUAUAGAAAAUAAGCAAAUUGAGAAAAAUCUUAAAAAACAGAUUAGUCCAGUAAAGUAUUCUACAAUUUUAAAUAAAAACAUUUCUAGUAAACCAGCGGCGAAAUCGGUGUCACUAAGAAAUAAAAAUUUUGUGCGGUCAACUUGUUCGUUAGAUACACAACAUGUUCAACCCGUGAACGACAGUAUUCCAAAUGCAAAUAAAGCAAAUAAUAAAACAAUAUUGAAUAAAAUUAAUUUUAGUACUAGUAAUAGCAUUAAAAAUUGCCAAAUACCUAUCAAUGUAGCCCAGAAAAAAAUCAGUCCACAACAUAAUUCAAAUUUAUAUAAGACUGAUCGAUGGAAGUCAUCUACGAAUGAUCGCAUUCCUCUGCGCUCAAAAACUAUGAUUGAUAUAAAAGACAGCAAGAAACAAAAUGUGCCUAAAAAUUCUAUAAGCUUUGGAAGGCUUUCAAGAAAUAGUAGCAGAUCUAUAAAUAAUUCAACUGAAUUAAAAAAUGAAUGUAAUCUCAAGUCAACGAAUUCUUUCGAAAAUUGUAAUGCCAACGUUUCCAAUUCUAAUCAAAAACAGCAAAGUCAAAACGACGGUUGGUUAACAGUAAAAACCAAAAGGAAAUCUAGCUCCCAUUGGGUUCAGCGCUUUAAUCAACCAACCGGUUAUGCAAGCUUACCUGCCCUUCCACUUUUGGAUGAAAAAGAUGAAUCUGAAAGAAAAAAGGACGAAAACAGAACGGAGGAAAAUGAUUCCAUUUUUAAAAAGGAAACUAAAAGUGUAGGGAAAACGAAACCUAACAUCGCAUCAAGCAGAAACUCGAAUAGACAAAUUACAAAACUAACAGCCAGGGAUAACAAAACAAAUAACAUUAAUAAUGGGUUAAAAACUCGUCAAACUCUCAUUAAAAGGCAAAAAUCUGAUUUAACUGGUUUAAAAAUAACAUCACUUCAUAAAGAAUAUAUAGAAAGUAAAAAGUUAAUAGAAAAAAGUAAAUCUCCACAAAGAAGUGUUGAGUCAAAUGAAAACAAAGAGGAAAAGAUUCAAGAUGAAAUUUUGAUUUCCGAUGAAAUAGACCCAAAUAAAAUUGAUAUUAAAAUCCAAACAAACAGGGAAUUUUCGAAAGCAAUAGGAGAUUUAUAUGACAGCUUAUCAGUUGGUCCCAAUUUUAACAGGAAUGAUGUUACACUUUCCAGUUGCGAUGAAUAUGAAGAAAGAGAUGAUAUGGAAUCUGAUGAAGAUCAACGUAAGUUGCUCGAAGAACAGGAACUUUUGGAAAAACAAAUUUUAGAGUUACAAAAUACGGAAAUUGAUGUAGAUACAGAAACUGAUGAAACAGACUGUGAAGUUAUGAUUGAUUUGGAUGAUUGCAACGAAAAAACUUUAACCAAUGACCUUUCACACGAUUCAUUUACUGUUCCAGAAGAAGACAUGACAUUAGAAAUGCGCUACUAUCCCUUAUUUUCGGAAAUGUCUAAUUGUGAAAGAAAGGAAACUCUUGCAACCUUACAAGCCUACGUUAGUCGAUACCCGGGAAGAGCACAGGAAUUACAUCAAAAAUUGUCUAGCCCAUCAAGGAGAAGAUCUUUACAAGAAACUCUCAAAAAAUAUCAAGCUAAACAAGCAAGAGCCAAAGAAAAGAGGGAACUACUUCAAAAAGAAAAGGCAUUAAAAAUUCAGCACCUUCUAGCGAGAGUUGAGGAUGUAAAAGCUGCUAAAUUGCAGUUAAUAGAGAAAAAACGUUUGAGAAUGGAAGAGCGAUUGAAAAAGGCUACGCAAAAUCGUAAUCAGUAUUUGCGCGAUAUUGUCAGAAAAGCUCAUGAUGAAGAAGAAAAGUUGAAAGAAAUAGCUUUUAUUAAAAAUUUAGAGGCACAAAAUAAGCGUUUAGAUUUUUUAGAAGCGUGCAAGGAACAUGAAGUUCGGCUACAAGAUUUGGAGCAAGAAAGACAAAAAAAGGUAGAAGAAAAAGCUGCAAAAGAAGCUGCUGUCGAACGCAGAAGACAAGAAAUUGAAAAAGCAAGACAAAGAAGAUUAGAAAAAAUGAAUGAAAGUCGAAUUGAGCGUGAACAAAGGAUUGGAAAAAUGCAAGAACAAAGGGAAAAGCAAAGAUUACAGAUAGCUAGAGAAAAAGCAAAAGAUCGCGAAGAGAGAUUGUUAGCAUUGCAGGCACAGCAACAGCAAACUACUGAAGAACUUCAGAAGAAAAUUAUUCAAAAACAAAUGGAAUCUGCAAGACGUCAUGAAGAAAAUAUCGAACAUAUUCGGCAACGAGCUUUAGAAUUGUCCAUACCUUCCCGAAACGUGGAAGAAUGUUCCACACCCAUUUCUUCAACAAAAAGUUUAGAAGAUUGCAAGCCAGAAGACGGAGAGCUUUCAUCUACUCUUUCAGAUGUAAGCAGAGAAAAUUCAAAGAAUCAAAAGAAAAAAUUGAAAAAACUAAAACAAAGAAUGGGUCAGAAGGCGGAAGAGUAUUUAAAGCAAUUAGCACCAGUUCCAAUUCAUAUUAAAAGAGAAAGUCAAGUUCCGAAAUUUCUUAAUUUAGUGAAUAAGGGAGGAGGCCCCUUAGGAAUGGAAAGACAGUUUAAUCAAUUACUUAGGAUCAUCGGAAAAGGUCAAGUAAAUGAUUUUCAAUGUUUUUGGUUAUUAGAUGGCUUGGGUACUGUUGCCUCUUUUUUAACUAAAGCUAUAGAGAAUGCAGAUGAAUUAAAUACAAGAACGACAAUUCUUUCAGUUCAACUCUAUAGGAAUGCUUGCAGUUCUUGCCCUCAAAUUGCUAGACAUUCUCUGAUGGGAAAUACUAUAACAGUGCUUUUUGAUGCUUUAACGAAAAGUUGUCAACUCCCAGAAAUAAAAUCAGCUCGAAUUGCAGUUCCAUUGUCAGUCGAACUAAUGUUAGCUUGCACCGUUGCUUUAUCACCAUCUGGAACUAAAAAGCAUAUUCCCAUCGUAAUAGAACGAAUUCCCGAUUUAAUAAAUUAUGCAAUAAUGACAGGUUUAAUAGGAAUUUUAUCUCGUCGUUGUAGUGAUAUACAAGAUUCUGUAGAAAGCCAACAAAGUGCUGUGUUAUCUUUACUGGCAACAAUUGGUCUUUUAACAAAAUUUACUGAAAUAUGUCCACAAGAUCCAAGUGAUCCAACACGUUUUUUAUCAAGUAUUAAAUCAACAGAUCUAUUUGGGGUUAUUACCACACUAUAUUCAAAUGUUGUGCUUGUUGGUGAAACUAUACCACCAAGAAUAAUAUCUUUAGCAGCAGCAGCAUUUAAUUUACUCAUAUCAGUUGCAGUCUUAGAUAUUAAUACAUUCCAGUCCGUAUUGACAGCCGAAUCUCUUAUUUCUAUGAAAUAUUUAGAUGUUGUAUCAAUGCUUUUGAAGUACUGUGGGCCUAAAUGUUUAGGUUUUGAUAAUAAUGAAUGUCAAGCAAUGCUAGUUGAUUUAAUAGCCAGUUUAGGUUUCUUUUGUGCAAAUAAUGACAAAAAUCAAAAUUUGUUAAUUACGAACCCUCACUGUGUAAUUUUAAAAAAUUUGAGAAAUUUGCCGGAAAAAUUCAAUGUUGUCAUUUAUCCAUGUAUUGUUACUAUCAUUGAUUGCAACGAAGGCGCAAGGAAAAUUGUAUCAACACAUUUUGAAUUAAAUUUAUUUGAUGAAUACAGAAAAUCAGAAAAAGCUAAAAAGAAUCAUUUAAUUGCUUUAUUGAAAGAGCAUUAAGUUUAUCAUAUUAUACUCUACGAAUCUCUAUGUGAUUUUAUAAAACAAUAUGAUUUUCUUCUAUUAAUUAAA